Molecule: messenger RNA, 4101 nt
Organism: Lates calcarifer (barramundi perch)
Lineage: Eukaryota; Metazoa; Chordata; Actinopteri; Centropomidae
Gene: lrrtm4l1
Product: leucine rich repeat transmembrane neuronal 4 like 1
Exons: 3
Coding region: 684-2384 (566 amino acids)
Cellular component (GO): plasma membrane
Molecular function (GO): protein binding
Source: RefSeq, a predicted model, not a curated record
AAGGCAAAUCUCAUAUUUGACCAAAUCUGCUCGCAGCUGUUAAACACUAUUGAAUGCUUUCUCUCUCUCUCUCUCCCUCCCUCUCUCUCCUUUUCUUUCUCCCACAUGCGCGCGCCUCGCACACGCUCCCCCACGCAGCCGCGCGCGCACACGGAAACCUGCUCGCCAGUGCACUGCACAGGAGCCCCUGACAGUGCCCGUGCGUGCCUGCCUGUGAUCGCUGCCUGGCGUCUACUGCCGCUCCGCUGGAUGUUUGCGCAGAGAACAUUUGCCUCCGCCAGUGACUGCACAGAUCCCCGCCGCAUGACCCCGCUCGUUUAACUUUUGCAGCGUGUGACUGUUUUGUCGCGGAGCACCUGUUCCGACACUAUGUUUCCGUCUGGCGAAAAAACCCUGUAGAGCCAGGCGUUGUUUGACUUCCAACUUGGAGCUUGAUGGCACAGUUAUUUGUGACACGUCUGGAAAGUUGCGCUGCGUCAGGGAGCAUGGGCGCAAACUUUACAAGCUUUUUAAAAUCGAGUGGCAGUUUUUAGAAUGAAGGCAGGUGAGUCAGCCGUCGCGUAAGAGACGCGCAGAGCUCCACGGCUCUCCAGGUACUGGGAAGGGAAAGGCGACACGGAGGAAGUCGUGAUCUGUGCAGCGGAUUGCGCUACGGAGGACGGAGGGAACGGACCGAUGACAACAUGGGUCCACUGCUGUGUGAUGGACGACUGACACACCUCCUCUUUCCUCUCCUCCUCCUCUUGCGGGCUCCCCUGUUGUUCAGCUUUGGUGAGCGCACCUGCCCCAAUAGCUGCCGAUGUGAGGGAAAAACUGUCCAUUGUGAUUCAUCUGGCUUCUUAGAUGUCCCAGAAAACAUCUCAAUAGGCUGCCAGGGCCUCUCCCUGCGCUACAAUGAACUGCACACCCUGCUACCCUAUCAAUUUGCUCACCUCAGCCAGCUUCUCUGGAUAUAUUUAGAUCACAAUCAGAUUUCAGCUGUUGACAGCAGAGCUUUCCAGGGGGUCCGCCGGCUUAAAGAGCUAAUACUGAGCUCCAACAGGAUCGCAUCACUGCAUAAUUCAACAUUCCAUGGAAUUCCCAAUCUACGCAGCCUGGACUUGUCCUACAACAAGUUGGAAAUCCUGCAGCCGGGUCAAUUCCACGGCUUACGAAAAUUGCAAAACCUCCACCUACGCUCAAAUGGUCUGUCUAACAUCCCGAUUAGAGCAUUCCUAGAGUGCCGAAGUUUGGAGUUUCUUGAUUUGGGGUAUAAUCGAAUCAAAGCUCUUACCCGUACCACAUUUUUGGGCUUACAGAAGCUGAUGGAGUUGCAUCUGGAGCACAACCAGUUCUCUCGGAUCAACUUUUUUCUGUUUCCACGCCUAGCCAACCUGAGGUCACUGUAUCUGCAGUGGAACCGCAUCAGGGUGGUUAACCAGGGCCUUCCAUGGACUUGGUAUACAUUGCAGAAACUUGAUCUGUCGGGAAAUGAAAUCCAGACCCUGGACCCAGCUGUGUUUCACUGCUUGCCCAACCUUCAAGUUCUCAAUCUGGAAUCCAACAAACUGUCCAAUGUGUCUCAGGAGGCAGUGUCAGCAUGGAUCUCACUGACCUCCAUCAGCCUUGCUGGGAACAUGUGGGAUUGCGGAACUGGCAUAUGCCCCCUUGUGGCUUGGUUGAGGAAUUUUCGGGGCAGUAAAGAUACCACUAUGAUAUGCAGUAGCCCAAAGUAUCUUCAGGGAGAAAAGAUUAUGGAAGCUACAAGGAGCCAUGGUAUUUGUGAGGAGACUGAUUACGUCCUGACUGAAACACCCUCACCAAUGUCUGAGCUGAUUUCUGAAGCCACUGCUGAACCAACCUUUGCCCCCACUAGCGGCUCCCCACUUAUGCCACCAAGCAGCACAUUUGGUCCUCUCCCACCAUUUAGACCUCGACCUAUUCCUCAUCCUACCUUUCCAGGGCAUAUGAGCAAAGAUCCUAGAGACUCAGUUGCUCGCACUCGACCCACUUACACACCACCCCCAGAGAUGGAGCACAUGACUCUGCACAAAGUGGUGGUGGGCAGUGUGGCUCUCUUUUUCACCAUGUCCCUAAUCUUGACAAUUAUCUAUGUGUUGUGGCGGCGCUACCCGGGUGCAACCAGGUUGCUGCAGCAGAGAUCCAUGGUGGGGCGGAAGCGUCGCAAAAAGAGUCCAGAGCCAGAGCAGAACCUGAGCUCCCAGCUCCAAGAGUAUUACAUGAGCUACAACCCCGCUGCCACACCAGAGGCAUUGGAGGUGCUAGGCAAUGGCACUGGUUCCUGCACAUGCACAAUUUCUGGCUCCAGGGAGUGUGAGAAUGAGUAUACGUGUCCACGCCCCCUACCUGGUGCCUGGCUGGGAGAUGUGCCUACCAUCCAUUAACCACUCCCCUCAAAAUAACUCCUUUGGACGGUGCAGCAAACUGCAAUGAAACAGGGAUACUGGAGACACACAGAUGAAAACUGAUUAGGAGCCCAUUCCCAUUACCCACGUUAAAGAAUACAUUCAAAACGGUCCUCUACACUAAGGACAGCAAUGGACCAAGGAAUUUUCUUUUUAAUAAGAUUUUAUAACAUCUUUUUUUGGCUCAAGGUCUUUGGUCAUCAGCUUUGUUGCAUUUCAUCAUGCUUUCAACACAUAGAUACUAGACAUCAACGGCUGUAGACAUGCAGUCCUAUGGUGAACAGCGGAGCUUUGGAAGAGGACUCAUGAGCACUAAUGGAUGGUUCUAACCAACAUGGGAGCUUACUGUACAGACCAUAAUAGCUUAUUGUCUCCAUGAGGACAACGCGGCAUUGUUUUAAAAACACAGGCAAAUGACUGUACAAAUUAAAGAGGCUUUAAAAAGUGUAAACUGAGCAAUGAAACAUUAAUGAAAAUCCACUGAACAAGUAGCUCUGACCGCUCUGCUAACACAGCUGUGUAUAACUUAAAGUGGGAUUUUGCAUAUUUUGAUUCCAUAUGAAGCAUCAUGUUAUCAUCUUUCAAUAUUUCUUUUUUUUAUAUAUAAGAGAAGACUAAUGAAAGGCUAGGAUGAUGUAAAUGUGCCUCACUGGAGCAGAAAAAUUAUGAAAUGAGUCAGUGAUUUUGUGUGCACCUGUCAGUAAAGAGGAAUCUGCUCCAUCAGGUGGAAAUCGAGUCAGCAGCUGGAAGAUUGUUUGAAGCGUGUGAAAGGCAGCCAGAGGAAAGCAAACUAUCCCCCAGCCAGUGACAUUUGGUGAGGUUUUUUUGUUUUUUUGUUUGUUUGUUUGUCUUUUUAAAAAAAAGUUUUUCUAAGUUGUUUCUAAUUGCAAUCAAAGCUUGACGAUCUAGUUUGAUUUGAAGGACAGACAGGACAAUCAGAAGCAAAAGAGGGAAAAAAAAGAAGUAAAGCUCCUGUCAAGGGUAAAAUGUACUUUUCUGCAGUUGUAAUGUUGUAAUGUUGUACUUUAUGAAUAUGUGUUUUCUGCCAUUCUCAACACCAAAUACCAAAGAGCCAAACGGAGCAUUUUUUGGCUUCUGGCUCUCCCCAACCAUGGGUUGUCACAAAUCCAGGAUUUGUUCCCUUAAAAGAAAUCCACGAAAAAUCAAAAGAAGCCUCAACUCCUCUCACGUCCAGCAGUGUUCUGUUACUGAAAAGGCUUUUUUUCAUGUGUGUAAUGUGUAAGUCUUUGUGAACAAAAUCUUGCAAUGACAGUCUUCAUUAGGAAGCUCUUGUCCGAAAGAUAACUCUGAGCACUGCUUUACAUUUUAUGACUUAUGUUUAAUACAUGCUUCACUUUCCUUAAAAUAAUCAGCCUGUCUCUCUCCCCUCAAAGAGACUGCAGAUGUUGCCGUGCGCGGUUCUGCGUGUGCUUGUGUUUCAUCCAUUCUAAGUUCUUAAUUAUAUUUGAGACACAUUUAGUUGUGAAUUGUUUGUUUCAACCUUCAAACAUAAUCUUUCUAUGCCAGAAAAUGGUAAUUUUCUAUUGUAAAUUUCUGCUUUCCCCCUUGAAUUUGUUGAUAUUUAGUAAGCAGCUGUAUUCUUUGUUCACUUUCAACAGUAUGUUUUAUAAUGAAAAUAAUGACUUUAUUGGUGAGCAGUAUGAAUUGGUCAAAUUAAAAUAUUCAUUAAUCAUUU